UAUGAAAUUUCCUUGUGUGCGUAAUUGCGUGACAGCAAAAGUUCUGUGAAAAAAAUUGUACUUUAAUUUAUCUUCCAAACUCUAUAAAUUACCAAAUGGGCUCACGCAACGAGUGUCGCAUUUAUGUUGGCAAUUUGCCACCAGAUAUUCGAACCAAGGACAUACAGGACCUUUUCCACAAGUUCGGCAAAGUCACGUUUGUCGAUCUAAAGAAUCGGCGUGGUCCGCCAUUUGCAUUUGUCGAGUUCGAAGACGCGCGUGAUGCUGAUGAUGCCGUCAAGGCUCGUGAUGGGUAUGACUAUGACGGCUAUCGGCUGCGAGUUGAGUUCCCUCGCGGCGGAGGGCCAGGAAGCUAUCGCGGCAACAAUCGCAACGAUCGCAGUCGUGAUGGCGGCGGUCGCAUGGGUGGUCGUGGUCCCCCAGCUAAACGCUCACAGUACCGUGUCAUGGUAACUGGUUUGCCAGGAUCAGGCUCGUGGCAGGACCUGAAGGAUCAUAUGCGUGAGGCCGGUGAUGUUUGCUUUGCCGAUACAUACAAAGACGGCUCUGGCGUUGUGGAAUUCUUACGCCACGAGGAUAUGAAAUAUGCCAUUAAGAAGUUGGACGAUUCACGUUUUCGUUCACAUGAGGGAGAGGUGGCCUACAUACGGGUACGUGAGGAUAGCGGAGACAAUGACCGUGGUGGCGGUGGUGGUGGUGGCGGYGGCAGUCGUGAAUAUCGCGAUAGAUCACGUUCGCGCUCGUUUUCAUCGAGACCUCGUCGUCGUGGUACUCCAACAUAUUCGCCGGUGCGUCGUCAAUCCUAUUCCAGGUCUCGCUCACGCUCUAAUUACUAAAUUCUGCAAUCAUUAUCCAUUAAUAUUAAUAUUUCUUACGAGCAGGAAAUUUUAGGAAAAGCAAGAAAACUAUCAAGACCUCCCAUAUCCCACUAACUAUCUAUCUGUUUAGUUAAAUUCUGUUGAACUGUGAAUCGAUCAAG
Messenger RNA from Drosophila arizonae, 979 nucleotides. RefSeq names its product splicing factor 2 (gene SF2). Gene Ontology annotation, molecular function: mRNA binding. The record is from RefSeq and is a predicted model, not a curated record. Gene Ontology annotation, cellular component: nucleus; cytoplasm. NCBI's taxonomy places the organism in Eukaryota, Metazoa, Arthropoda, Insecta, Diptera, Drosophilidae.